This is a messenger RNA of Akanthomyces muscarius, 1107 nucleotides long. RefSeq lists its product as uncharacterized. NCBI's taxonomy places the organism in Eukaryota, Fungi, Ascomycota, Sordariomycetes, Hypocreales, Cordycipitaceae. The coding region runs from base 1 to 1107 and encodes 368 amino acids. The transcript is spliced from 3 exons. The record is from RefSeq and is a predicted model, not a curated record.
AUGCAUUCCUUCAACCUGAUAGCCGCCACUGGCCUGCUGGCCGCCAGCGCUGUUCAAGCCGCUCCCCGCGCCAUGUCCUUUGACGCCUCCGAAGCCAGCACUCACGCCUAUGCCGUUGAUGAGAAGGACGCCUUCUCCGAGAUUGUCCCUCGCGGCAUGGAGUGGGCGCGCAGCGCCCAGGAGCAGGUGCCUACUGACUGUCCUGCGCCCGUGCUCAUCGUCACCACGACUACCGUCGACGUGACCGUCUAUGUCACGCCCUCACCCACGGCCGAGGACAUGACUACUCCCAUGACGACGGACACGCCGCGCGUUACCAUCUCCAUUCAAAACAUGACCGUCCCAGAGCCCUGCGAUGACGAUACCACGGCAGGCCAGACCAGUACUAAGCCUCAGUCGUCAAGCGCCAGCAUGACCAUGUCGAGCUCGUCGUCUAGCACUUCAGCCAUGUCCAGCAGCAGCGCGUCCACCUCGUCCACGCCCAGCCGGGUCACCAUCUCCAUUAUCCCCGAGCACACUACCACGCCGGCGCCCUCAGAGAUGGAGACCCCCCCGCCCUGCGACGAGGGCUCGACCUUUAGCUACUUUACCUCGACCACCGCUGCGCCGGCGCCGACGCAGUCGAGCUCCGACUGCGUCAUUGACACGGCCGUGACGCCCGUCUCGACCUCGACCAUGUCCGCAACGCCCACCACGGCCUCGGCCCAGCCCACCAAGACGCAGUGCGUCCACGACGAGCCCACUGGCAAGCCCACAGACCAGACCAUGUACUGCGGCAUCCACGGCAAGCCGGCCGGUACCUACUUUAUCGCCGAGUUUAUCGAGAACAAGCCGGAGGAGCCUGUUACCGAAGAGGGCUGCUACCAAUUCUGCGAUAGCGUCAUGGAGUCUACCAAGGGAUGCGAGUCGUACCGCUUCUACAAGAACAAUCUUGGCGCCCCCCGCUGCUCCCUCUACGGCCGCAACGUUGCCGCCUCCGUCGAGGACCUCGACAAGAACCAGCCCGACACCUGGUACGACCUUGCGUGCGGCUCUCCCACGGCGGAGAAGUGGCACAACGGCAUGCCCGCCAACCACGGCAAGCGCAGCACCGAGGCUCGCGUCUAA